AUGUCUGAUGCAAUUGAGGCUGUGGAGCAGGAAUGGGGCUCUGGUUGACUGGCCGCGGAUAGUGAGUGGGGGGUCCGCCGAAGGUCUUGGGAGCCCCUGCCUUCCCUCUGCUGGAAAUACCCCUAAAAGCCGCCUCUAACACAGCCACCCGCGCCGAGAAGACCCGCGAUGCCAGGAAUGGUCAGUAAAAACCCAGACCUCGAGUUUGACUCUUUGCAGCCCUGUUUCUACCCGGACGAAGAUGAUUUUUACUUGUGCGGGCCGGACUCUGCCCCCCCAGGGGAAGACAUCUGGAAGAAGUUCGAGCUGCUGCCCACGCCGCCGCUGUCGCCGAGCCGGGCCGGGCUGCAGGAGCCGCCGCCGGCGGGCGGCCCGGCGCCCUGGGCAGCGGCCGCGCUGGGCGGCUGCCGCCCCGCCGACCCCCUGGACUGGGCGUCCGAGCUGCUCCUGCUGCCCCCCGAGGCCGACCUGUGGGGCGGCGCGGACGGCGGCGACUUCUUCGAGACGGGGCCCCCCGGCGCGAGCAGCAACCUCAACUCCAUCAUCAUCCAGGACUGCAUGUGGAGCGGCUUCUCGGCGCGCGAGAAGCUGGAGCGCGCCGUGAGCGAGAAGCUGCAGGUAUUGCCCAAAGAUGAUGAAGAUGAGGAGGAAGAGGAUGAAGAAGAAGAAAUUGAUGUUGUGACAGUGGARAAAAGGCGCUCCUCCUCCAACAAGGCUGUUACCACCCUUACUAUCACAGUGCGCCCUAAAAAUACCACUUUUCCACCAGUCAGGACACAGCAGAACGAACUGAUUUUGAAGCGCUGCGCACCAAUUCACCAGCAACAUAAUUACGCCGCUCCUUCCCCGUACAUGGAGAGUGAAGAUGCUCCACCACCGAAAAAGUUAAAACCCGAGGUGCCCCGUCCAGUGAAACCCAUGAUCCAACCAAAGUCUAAGAGUUCAAGUCCUCGAAAUUCUGACUCGGAGGAUAGUGAGCGUCGACGUAACCAUAACAUCCUGGAGCGUCAGCGGCGUAACGACCUGCGGUCAAGUUUCCUCACGUUAAGGGACCAUGUUCCAGAACUGGUUAAAAACGAGAAAGCUGCAAAAGUUGUGAUCUUGAAAAAAGCCACUGAGUAUGUCCAUUCCCUUCAGGCCGAGGAGCAGAAGUUACUGCUAGAAAAGGAAAAAUUGCAAGCCAGGCAACAACAGUUGCUAAAGAAAAUAGAAUACAAGCGGACUUGCUAAACUUCUUUGUUUUCUUCUUUUUUUUUUGGCUGACCAGGACAGUCAUUGCCACUUUGCACAUUUUUGAUUCUUUAAAAAAAAAUUGUGUUUUUUGACGUUAAGAAUGUUGGUUUUACUUUCAAUCCAGUCCCUGAAGUAAUCGACAAACUAUAUUUUCCGGGUACGGAGCAAAUGGAUGUUCUUGCAAGGAUUUUAUUGCAAGACUACCAAACAACAAUGGACUGCCUUUGUUUUUCUUCUUAAGAACUGUAGAUGGUGGGAUUUUUUUUUAAUUGUUGUGAGCAUUUGGAGCUGCUGAUGACAUCUAGUUGAGUUUUUAAAAAUGUUCAUUCCUAAUUUUUAUGGUGCUUACGUUCUAACAGAUGUUACUUUAGGGGUUCGCAUUUGUACCCCUGUGGGAAUUUUCUGUAAAUACCAUCUACACACUUGCCUUUUGUACAUGUCUUGGGUUAUGAGAGGUGGCUUCUGCUACCAGUAUUAGACUGGAAGUUCAUACCUAAGUACUGUAAUACCUCAAUGUUUGAGGAGCAUGUUUUUGUAUACAAAUAUAUUGUUAAUCUCUGUUAUGUACUGUACUAAUUCUUACAUUGCCUGUAUACUUUAGUAUGAUGCUGAUACAUAACUAAAUUUGAUACUUAUAUUUUCGUAUGAAAAUGAGUUGUGAAAGUUUUGAGUAGAUAUUACUUUAUCACUUUUUUGAACUAAGAAACUUUUGUAAAGAAA
This is a messenger RNA of Nothoprocta perdicaria, 1953 nucleotides long. It is a transcript of the gene MYCN, whose product is annotated as MYCN proto-oncogene, bHLH transcription factor. The transcript has 3 exons. Gene Ontology annotation, molecular function: RNA polymerase II cis-regulatory region sequence-specific DNA binding; DNA-binding transcription factor activity, RNA polymerase II-specific; protein dimerization activity. Gene Ontology annotation, biological process: regulation of transcription by RNA polymerase II. Bases 169 to 1230 code for a protein of 353 amino acids. NCBI's taxonomy places the organism in Eukaryota, Metazoa, Chordata, Aves, Tinamiformes, Tinamidae. The record is from RefSeq and is a predicted model, not a curated record.